Molecule: messenger RNA, 3445 nt
Organism: Gambusia affinis (western mosquitofish)
Lineage: Eukaryota; Metazoa; Chordata; Actinopteri; Cyprinodontiformes; Poeciliidae
Product: mitochondrial import inner membrane translocase subunit TIM16-like
Exons: 32
Coding region: 16-3372 (1118 amino acids)
Biological process (GO): protein import into mitochondrial matrix
Cellular component (GO): TIM23 mitochondrial import inner membrane translocase complex
Molecular function (GO): protein binding
Source: RefSeq, a predicted model, not a curated record
AAGUUACUUCAUUAGAUGACACACAAAAAUAAGGUCUACAACUGCCACUGGUUUGAAGGAAAAAUCGAAGACACCGCCCAGUCUUUCGGCUCGGUUGGUAGAGCAAAUCGAACGAACACCGCGCGGCGAGCCAAAGCUGUCAGCUGCAGCAGCGGCAGCACUCUCAGCAGUACCAACCAGCUCGACAGAGACACCCGGAAGGCACGAAAGUCAAUUUGGGAGAGCAAUAUGAAUCGUUUUAAGAUCUCCAAAUUCAAAAACACCACUCCUAAGGUUGCCAAGAAAGAGGGAUGGAUCAACAAUGUCCACGCUGGCUCCUUCUCCUGCCAGGGGAGCCACAUCACAGCAAGCUCCAAGCUGGUGGCUUUCAACACCGAUCAAGCUGGUGGUGGGAUGGUGGGCCUCACCUCAGUCAGCCCUUCAGAUGACCAAUGGACGGUCACCCACAUCUCCUGCCAUUCCGAUCUGGUGACUGAUAUGGACUUUUCUCCCUUUGAUGAGUGUCUCCUGGCAACCUGCUCUGGGGAUGAAACGGUGAAACUGUGGCGUUUGUGCGACCCAGAGCAGGAGCAGCCCAGCAGUCCUGAACUGACUCUACAGCCAGGUCAGGGCAGACUCGAGCUUGUGCGCUUCCAUCCCACCUCCUCGGGCCUGCUGGUUGUUGCAACCGCUAAGUCUCCUCUGAUUUGGGACACCAGCAGGCAAGAUGCGCCUCUUGCAGCCUUGGAGCAGCACAGCGAUCAGUUGCAGAGUCUCAGUUGGAAGCGGGACGGCUCCCUGCUUGCCUCCUCCAGUAAGGACAAGAUGUUGCGAGUGUUUGAUCCCAGAGCCCAGUUGACACCUGUUCAGAGUGCCAAGAGCCUUCAGAGCAACAAGGACUCCCGGAUCCUGUGGGCCAAAGAUGACUUUUUAUUGACCACCAGCUUUGAUAUGAUGCGGACUCGUGAAGUGAGACUUUGGGACAGCAGGAAGCUGAGCUCUUCAGUCAGCUCGCUGUCACUGGGGACCUCCAGUGGGAUCCUGGUCCCUCUGUUUGAUGAUGACACUGGUCUCCUCAUGCUCGCUGGCAUUGGAGACACUGCAGUUGAUUGUUUUGAAGUCUCCACUGCUGAGCCUUUCCUGACUCAAGUGAGUCACUGUCUGACUGACGCUUCAACUCGAGGCAUUGCCACGGUGCCAAAAUUGGCACUGGAUGUCAUUUCCUGUGAAGUGGUGCGUGUUCUUCAGCUGACAGACAGCUGCAUCGUUCCGAUCAGCUACCAAGUCCCUCGCAAGAGUUCAGGCCAGGAGUUUCAUGAUGACCUUUACCCAGAUACGGUGGGCACGACUCCAGCCAUGUCUGCUGAGGAGUGGUGGAAGGGAGGGAACAAACAGGUGGAUAAAGUUAGCCUUCACCCAGACAAGAGACCCAAACCAGCAGCAAAACAGGCACCUGUUAAGAAGGAGCUGCCCUGUGGAGGAAGCAAAGAGGAUCAGCCUCACGGCUGCUCCACCUCCAGUAGUCCUCUUAGCACGCCCAGCAGCACUGCUGCCCCGUCCCGCUCUCCCUCCUCCACCUCUGGUCUCUCCUCAGGCUUCCUCCCCAGUCCCAGCCAGAGCGUAAAGGCAAUCCAAAACAUGCUGGGACCAACAUCCAAAUUCCGACACAUCCAGGGUGUAGUGAUGCACCGGGACAAACACAUCACCAACAUCCGGAACCUCAACCUGACGACACCAGGCGAGUGUGACGGCUUCUGUGUAAACCGCCAACGUGUGGCCGUCCCGCUCGCCAUCGCAGGAGGCCAGAUUGCUGUGUUCGAGCGCUCUGGACCCGGGAGGCAGCCAGACACAGCUCUGCCCACCAUCCAAAACUCUGUAAACGUGGUUGACAUUUCCUGGGAUCCCUUUGACACACACAGACUGGCAGUGGCUGGAGAUGAUGCUAAAAUCAGGCUGUGGCAAGUACCAGAGGGCGGGCUGAAAGAGACGCUGACUGAGCCUAAGCUCAUCCUGCAAGGCCACACAGAGAAGAUCUACUCCAUCAAGUUUCACCCUCUGGCCAGUGGAGUCCUGGUGUCCUCAUCCUACGAUCUCACAGUCAGACUGUGGAACCUGGAGAGCGGAGAGCAGGUCAAGAUUCUCACCGGCCACCAGGACCAGGUGUUUGGAAUGGCUUGGAGUCCAGAUGGAAAACUGCUGGCCACAGUCUGCAAGGAUGGGAAAGUUCGCAUCUAUGACCCUCGCAAAUCUACAUCACCUGUGCAAGAGGGGCCGGGUCCAGAGGGCCACAGAGGAGCUCGUGUGGUCUGGGUGUGUGAUGGGAAGUACCUGUUAGUAUCAGGAUUUGACAGUCGUAGUGAAAGAGUUCUUUACCUGUUCUCCGCUGACUCCCUGUCAUCCGGGCCAAUAGCCAACGCUGGUUUAAAUGUAUCUCCCUCCACUCUUAUCCCAUUUUACGACCCUGACACCAGCGUUGUAAUUCUUACUGGGAAAGGUGACACCAGAGUCUACAUUUAUGAGUUGGUUCCAGAAGAUCCAUACUUUAUUGAAUGCAGCAGUUUUAACUCCCCUGAGCCUCAUAAGGGACUUGCCUUUUUGCCUAAAACGGAGUGCAACGUGCGAGAUGUGGAGAUAGCUGUGGGACUGAUGCUCACCAAGACCACCAUAGAGCCGGUGGCCUUCAGAGCCCCCCGGGUUAAAAAAGAGUUCUUCCAGGAUGACGUGUACCCAGACACAGCAGUGUGGUGGGAGCCUGCGCUCACCGCCUCCGCCUGGCUCUCUGGCUCCAAUGGCCAGCAUAAAAAGCUCAGCCUGAAGCCCAAAGACAUGACGCCAGUGAGUGAGGCCCCCAAAGAGGCUCCGGUGAGGAAAUACCUGCCCUCGUCUGUUUACUUGGAGGAAAAAACGGAUGAACAGAAAAAAGAGGAGCUCCUGAGUGCCAUGGUGGCUAAGCUGGGAAACAUGGAUGACCCCCUGCCACAGGAGUCCUUUGAGGGUGUGGAUGACGAGGAGUGGGCUAAAUACCUCGCUCAGAUCGUGGUGAUGGGUGUUCAGGUGGUGGGACGAGCUUUUGCCCGGGCUUUACAACAAGAGUAUGCAGCGAGUCAGGCAGCGGCCCGGGCCAGGGGCCGAUCCGGGCAGCAGUCUGCCGCAGUGUCCAGCAUCACUGGGAUGAGUCUACAGGAGGCUCAACAAAUCCUCAACAUCUCCACGCUCAGUCCUGAAGAGAUUCAGAAGAACUAUGAGCACCUUUUUAAAGCCAAUGAAAAGUCAGUGGGAGGUUCAUUUUACCUGCAAUCAAAAGUGGUGCGAGCUAAAGAGCGUCUGGAUGAGGAGCUAAAUAUUCAGAAACAAGAACAAAACCAGCAGUCGCAGCAAAAUCCAGAAACAUAAAGGAUAAAAUUGGACCGCUAGUUUCUUCCCCCAUCUCCCAUGUAAAUUAUAACCCAAUAAAGUCUUUUCUUUA